UUGUCACCUUCGCAAAAAGCAAUGGAGUCAGUGUUGAAGUUGCAUCAUGGUUCCAAACUCUGCAGACCCAUUUUCCAUUUUCCUUCUCAAGCCACCAUUUUUCUCCGCAGCCACCACAACUUUCUUCAUUCACCUUUUCCCAUAAUGAGGUGCCGUCCUCUUCAAGUUCAAGCUUGUACUCCUUCCUCUUCUCCUCCUCCUCCUCCUCCUCUCUUUCCACUGAGAAAUUCAGGUAAAAAGAGGGUGGAUGAGAGUAGGAUCUUGACUUUGGAAGAGAUCAGACACUCUUUAAUCAGGCAGGAGGAUAGCAUAAUAUUCAGUCUUUUGGAGAGAGCUCAAUACUCUUAUAAUGCAGGCACAUAUGAUAAUGAUGCAUUCCUCAUGGAUGAGUUUAAAGGGUCUUUGGUUGAGUACUUGGUCUGGCAAACAGAAAAGCUGCAUGCACAGGUUGGAAGAUACAUGAGUCCAGAUGAGCAUGCUUUCUUCCCUGCAUACCUACCUGAGCCAAUGCUUCCACCCUUGCAGUAUCCGCAGGUUCUGCAUCACUCUGCCGAUUCAAUCAAUAUAAACAAUAAGAUUUGGAAUAUGUAUUUUAAGGAUCUCCUCCCAAGAUUGGUAAAAGAAGGAGAUGAUGGAAACCUUGGAUCAGCAGCAGUUUGUGACACUCUUUGCUUGCAGGCUCUCUCAAAGAGAAUCCACUAUGGCAAAUUUGUUGCUGAGGCAAAGUUUCGAGAAGCUCCUUCUGUAUAUGAGGCUGCCAUUAAAGAGAAAGACAGGAAACGAUUGCUGGAGCUGUUGACAUAUGAAAGAGUGGAGGCAUCAGUCAAGAAGAGAGUAGAAAUGAAAGCAAGAGCAUAUGGCCAGGUGAUAAAGAUCAAUGAGACUGAUGAUGUAGCUGAUCCUGUAUACAAAAUCAAGCCAAGCUUGAUUGCAAAUCUGUAUGAAGAUUGGAUUAUGCCUCUCACUAAAGAAGUGCAAGUAGAAUACUUGCUGAGAAGGCUUGAUUAAGCAGAGAAUACUUGUUACAAACCAGUUCCCAGGAACUGGAAGUGUAGUUCUUCUUCUCAAGUGGAGGACAAUAAUCUGGGAUGUUUAUCCGUGUAUUUUCUAGACUAUCCUUAUGGCAUAGUUUAUAUAUUAAUAG
Molecule: messenger RNA, 1144 nt
Organism: Gastrolobium bilobum
Lineage: Eukaryota; Viridiplantae; Streptophyta; Magnoliopsida; Fabales; Fabaceae
Product: chorismate mutase 3, chloroplastic
Exons: 6
Coding region: 22-1008 (328 amino acids)
Biological process (GO): aromatic amino acid biosynthetic process; chorismate metabolic process
Cellular component (GO): cytoplasm
Molecular function (GO): chorismate mutase activity
Source: RefSeq, a predicted model, not a curated record